Aedes albopictus (Asian tiger mosquito) is the source of this 1500-nucleotide messenger RNA. RefSeq lists its product as uncharacterized. The coding region runs from base 425 to 907 and encodes 160 amino acids. The transcript has 2 exons. The record is from RefSeq and is a predicted model, not a curated record. Gene Ontology annotation, cellular component: extracellular region. Lineage: Eukaryota; Metazoa; Arthropoda; Insecta; Diptera; Culicidae. Gene Ontology annotation, molecular function: hormone activity.
GUCGACAAAACCAUCGUUAGAAGUUGUAUUAUAUGUUAUCACUAGAAGCGUUUAUGAUAAGUUUUUAUUGCGAAAUCGUUGGAACGUGCCACGCAUCUGUAUCGAUAUGUAUUAUUACCAUUCACAGGGUGACCUUUCCACGCGCGCAAAAAGGUGAGAAAAUUUUGCAUUUAAAGUUUAUGCUAAACAACCUAGUGAGACAAACAACACUAUUUUUAGACUUUGGAUCAGACAGAUUCUCCGAAUUCACACCAACUAUGUCAGCAGUCAUUUUCCACAUCGCCGGUGCAUUGCAGCGGUUCAAAACGAGAUAAUCACAACAAGAGCAUCUGUAAUGCAUUCAGGGCCAUAUAAAAGCACUCGGCUGGCAAAGACCCGGCUCCAUUAGACCGAAAAGACAGCAUCAACCAAGUGCCACUUGAAAAUGGCUUAUCACUUUACGAAGGCCAACGUUUCGUUGUGGUUGCUGGUGUUCUGUGUCUUCGGUAUCCUUUCGAGUCGCAUCGAUUCGGUGGACGGCCAACGGUUUUGCGGCAAGGUGCUGACGGAUACGUUAACUGCCUAUUGUGAGAUAUUUCCCACGCCUCGCCCAAGCAAACGUCGAGUUAUCGAAGCCGCUGACUUCCGAUAUGCGCUGUUUCCGAACGUUCCACCAGCAAUAGAUGAUCAACCGCAUGUUGUUGAGUCUCUUCAUUCCGUGCCCGGAUUCAAAACUGAGCCAAAGUGGAUGAGAGCACUUUUCCGGAUCAAAGAUGACGCCAACUACGACAAAACUAAAGUGGUGGUGGAUGGCACUGAUAGUUUGUCUAAUUCGGAUGGUUUCCAGCUGGGAAAACGUGGAGUUGUGGAUGACUGUUGCUACAAACCUUGUACGCUUCAGUACCUGUUGAAGAAUUAUUGUGGCUAGGAACGUAGAUGAAAACCAUUCCCUUCAUUGUGAUUUUGCGAAACUAGCUGCUAGCUAGUGCUGUGUUUAAAUGUCUUAUUAUCAAUUAUUGGAUUCAAAUAAAAAGACAUCGUACAAUUAGAAAAACGAAAAGUUUAUAUUUGAUGUAGCAAAGUUUGAAAAUACAAAAAAAAAAGAUUUUCUGCUAAGCAGGAUUUUAUUUCAUAGUGGUAGUAGGUAGGUAGUUUAUAAUGCUUCUAUAAGUACUAAUUAGCUAUGCGUUUUUAGAAAUAAAUGUUUUAAUGAGUUAUCUUCUAUACGAAAUCCACGAGGGAUUGUUCGGGCUUAUUGCUUAUUUUUUGUCAGAACAUACAGAAGAUUUAGAUAAUAAAUCUAGACAUGCUAGUGGAAUACGUGUAAGUGAAAAGAAAAUCGAGUUAAAUAUUUUUUUUUUUAUAAAUUUUUCCUGCAAAAUUGUUAUUGUUUUAUUCAGUGCAAUGGUUUGAUGCGGACUCAUAUGCACAACUGUAAUGUUAUUCUUAGGUUCUAAUGACCAUUGAAAAAUAAUUUAGUUUCUGUACUAUUUCAUCAACACACAGAUAUUUGUCAUUCUU